GAUACCCUCAAACGUGAUCUAGAGUUUACGACAAUUUCAACACUCGUUUAUCUGAUUAGAAUUCAUUCGCCGCUUGCUCGCAUAGCUUAGCGUCUGUCUCGUCCGCGAGGAAUUGAUACAUCUCACGAUAUGCACUUCUGCGAGCAAGUAUUUCGCCUAUUGUUAACAGUGAUUACAUUAUGUGGGGCCCUUGAGGUAAAUAUUAAAAGAAGGACAAGAUGUUUAAAAGACUGCAAGGCCAAGAAUAAACUGUUUCAUAAAUAUCCAGCUUUCUGUGACACGACAUAUUGUGGUCAAGAAUAUCUCAAGUCUUUAGUGGAAAAAGCCAGCAAUUCAGAAAGUACUUUACCGAAACCUGUUGCACCGAAACUGGUUGAGACUGGGUGGCAGAAAAUACGAGUACGUUUUAAUACAACAGAGCUGAAGAACCACAGCGAUGUUGAUUAUAUUUUAGAAGUGAAGCCAUUAUGGGGUCGUCACGAGAGAGGCCAGCACUAUGUUGUAUUUCCUUACAUAAAGCCAUACCUUCUUACCAAUCAUACAACGUAUACAAUUGAGGACCUCGAGCCGAAUACUGGUUAUAAAUUUAGAGUGCUCGCUCUAAAACAAAACAGAUGGUCGACAUUUAGUAACUGGAGUAGUGUCAUGAAUACAACUGACCUUUGCGAAGAACCUCCAUGUGGCGUAACAAAUAUCCGCUUGGAAUUGACAACCGAGAUACCUUAUCAAAAAAGGGUGAAUUUGAAAUCCUUUUUUCGUUGGAAGCCAAGUACUACAUUGAAACAAACAAGACUCGGCUGCCUGGCGUUCGUCAAGAAAUGGAAGUAAUAAGCGAGUGUCGAAAAAUUUAUGACGACGUUAAUCAAUUCCGUAAAAUCAAGAACACUGGAUUGGAUACUUUCAUUAAGCAAGAAAAUGCAAGCUCCACCUUCGAAGAGAAAAAAAAGCAUGUUUAUUAUAAUUGUUGGUACAAGUUAGAGAUGAAGGCUGUGGAUAAGUUUGAAGCAACGACGCUUUCCUUAGCAAAAAGGAAAUGGAUUUUCCAUAUACCCAAGUGUAUAAAGAUCAGUAAAACAAUUAUUUGCGGAUGUAAUUAUACGUUUGAUGGCGAUGAAGUAUAGUGAAAGGCCAGAUGAAUGCGACUUACAAAAGAACAUCAGAAAAAACUGCUACUGUACAUUUUACUUGGAAUGAUACAAUUUGGAGAAAUCUGAGUAACUUUACCUAUCACGCAUUUACGAUAUACCAUGACGAGGAGUUUUUAAAAACGGAACCGAAGCCUUUCUAUACGAAAUACUACAAUGUAACAUCGAAAGUUUCUAGUUACAACGCCACAUUACAUAAUUUAACAAUUGGAGAUACGUAUGAUGCAUAUAUUAAAGCAUUCGCAGAUCAUCACUGUGAACACGCAGAAAGACAUAAUCUUUUCUUUACUGUUGGUUUUCCAUGCGAACAUAAAGUUUGUCCUAAGAAUAGUUCGUGUCGUAGGGUUGGAAACCAUGGUAAAAAAAGUGAAUGUAUAUGCCAUGGUGGUUUGGUAUUGCGUAAUAAAAAAUGCAUAGAUGAAAAACCAUGCGAGAAAAAUCCUUGUGGACCAAAAGAGACAUGCAAACCGAUUGCAGAAACGGGAAAAUAUAACUGCACAUGCGAAGACAACCGAGUGAAAAUAAAUGGAAUUUGUACAUGCAAAGGCAACCUAGUGGAAAUAAAUGGGGUUUGUGACUUAAAAGAAACCGGGAAUAAGAACGUGGAAAAUUACACAAAUGUUGUAGUUGUCGCCGUCUUAACGCCUCUGGCUGUGAUUCUGAUUGCUAUAAUCUUCAUCGUUUGGUUACGUAGACGUCACAACAAGCAAAUGACUUUUAUAGAAACAGAAUUUGAAAACGCUAUGGAAACUAUAAUUACAAAUAGGAGCAUCAUCAAUGUACGAUCUAUUGAUCUCGAUCUGCUGGGAGACGGAGUGAAUACAAAAGAGAUGAAUUUGAUUUACGUUUCUCAAGACAACAUUUACGAGAUUCCGGAAGAUAUAUUGGAGCCGAUUAGUCGAUAUGAACUUCCUCCGGAUUCUGUGCGACUUCGCCGAAUCAUUGGCAAAGGAGCGUUUGGCAGAGUAUACGCUGGUGAAGCCCAUGGAAUUAACGGAAAUCCUGAAUUGACAGCAGUUGCCAUAAAAACACUAAAAGAAUCCGCUAAUGAAGACGAACUUAGUGACUUCUUACGGGAAAUUGAUCUAAUGAAAGACCUUGGAGAACAUGAAAAUGUCAUUAAUAUGUACGGUUGCUGCACAAAGUGUCGUCCAAUAUGCCUAGUGUUGGAAUACGCGCCAGGUGGAAAUUUGCUCAAUUACCUGAGAGCUCUUAAAAAGAAGUGUAAAGAUAUCGUGGCUGCGCAGUCACACGAAGUGACAAAUUCUACCAACGAUCAUGCAGAAGAUUCCAAUGCGGAGAUCUCAAACAGAAUAAAAGAGGAAAUUCGAGCUGCUUUAGAUUCCAAGCAAUUAGAAUCGUUUUCGUAUCAAAUAGCUGCUGGAAUGAAACACAUUUCUGACCAUGGCAUCGUACAUCGUGACUUGGCUGCAAGAAAUAUACUACUUGGCAAAGACAAAACUUUGAAAAUAUCAGAUUUUGGUCUAUCACGUGAAGGAGCAUACGUGCAAAAAUCUAUGGGGAGAAUUCCUUUCCGGUGGUUGGCAAUUGAAGCGAUACAAGAACGAAGUUAUUCUACCGCCAGUGACGUCUGGGCGUUUGGAGUUGUCUUGUGGGAAAUAUGUACAUUAGGGGAGAUACCUUACCCAGAAGUCUCGGACAGGGAACUCCGGAAUUUUCUACUAAAUGGAAAGAGAUUGGAGAAAGUUGAAAACUGCACGGAUGAUAUAUAUAAGAUAAUGUCAAGUUGCUGGAGUCAACUACCAGAAAACAGACCAACAUUUGAGGAACUGCACGAUAGAUUGUUGGAAUUAUGGAUUAAAGGAAAAAUCUAUGUCAAUGUAGACAGACUAAUGAAACAAUCUUUUGAAACUGAAGGUCGUGGAAAUCAGUCCGAUGAGAUAGGAGAGGAAUAAAAAUGCUAUUAUCUAAUAUUUUGCUCUCGAGUGAAUAAUAUUGGUAAAUGUAGGAUGUAGGAUGAAGACAUUAUGUUUUCUUUAACUGAAACAAUAGAAACGAUAUAAUUAAAAAAUCACGCAACAUGCAAGGUUCAGGUCCCUAAUAUGAUUAUGCUAUUGGAAAUAUCUUAUUCCAAUAUGAUCAAGAAUAAUACGUCCUAGGUAUCCUAGCCUUUGGAAAUAUUUUUUAUUAGCUCAAAUUAAAGUGCUCACUUUCCUAAUUUUAUUUCUGAAAACAGAAUCAAAAUUGGCUUUUUCAAAAGAUUUUAUAUAGCUCUCUCGAGUCGUGAUUUUUGCCACUUCCUGUGCGAACUUUUGCUCCGCCAUGCUUGUGACGUAGAAAAGAGUACCGAUUCUUAGUAUGGCGUAGAAAUACUAGUGUUACCUCUUCGGCAGGCCUUUUCGGGCAAAUAU
Messenger RNA from Dendronephthya gigantea, 3517 nucleotides. Its product is annotated as proto-oncogene tyrosine-protein kinase receptor Ret-like. The record is from RefSeq and is a predicted model, not a curated record. Gene Ontology annotation, cellular component: signaling receptor complex. The transcript is spliced from 23 exons. Bases 1133 to 3061 code for a protein of 642 amino acids. Gene Ontology annotation, molecular function: transmembrane receptor protein tyrosine kinase activity; ATP binding. Gene Ontology annotation, biological process: cell surface receptor protein tyrosine kinase signaling pathway; multicellular organism development; positive regulation of kinase activity. Lineage: Eukaryota; Metazoa; Cnidaria; Anthozoa; Malacalcyonacea; Nephtheidae.